Molecule: messenger RNA, 228 nt
Organism: Prunus armeniaca (apricot)
Lineage: Eukaryota; Viridiplantae; Streptophyta; Magnoliopsida; Rosales; Rosaceae
Source: the annotation of a GenBank genome assembly
AUGCAAGGAAUUUGCAGGGGUUUGUACAUGAGCUUGCGAGAGGGAAUCAUUCAAUACGAAGUGAAACUUUGGCUGCUCUACUGGGGAAAUGUGGAUGUUCGUUCUAAAGAAACUGUCAUGUUGAGUUACAUCAACCUAUUGGAGCAGCUAAUUUGUGUCUCACCGACCUCAUGUGAAGGACGAUGCAAGAAAGCUAGCAAUCCAGUGGAAAGCAAAAAUGGGAGCUGA